AUGCCGCAUAUCGACAGCUACUUGAGCAGCAGCGACGUAAAAAAGGCUCUCGGCGUGGCUGGUAGUAUCCAUUUCAAGGGGUUUUCCUUCGACGUCUUCAAUCGAUGGGAGGAAAUUGGCGACCUGUGGAAGUCCAGCGCAGAAUACAUGAACUAUCUUUUAGAUGAGGGCAUCCGUGUUCUCAUCUAUGUCGGCGACAAAGACUUCUACUGCAAUGCUCCUGGCAUGCGUAGGCUCGUUAACGAGGGACUCAACUGGCACGGGCAUCCGUUCUUCCGCUUUCGUGAGCUUGUGCCGUGGUACUACGAGGCCAGGCGUGUCGGUCGGUGGAAAGCGUACGAUCAACUGACAUAUGCCGAGAUCUUUGACUCUGGCCAUCUUGCGCCGUUUGACUUGCCCGCCGAGCUUAUCGUAAUUCCGCUUUUGGGCAACAUCCUGCGCAAAAUGUCACGCCUCAUGGGUGAAGUAAUGAGUGCGAAGGACGUUCGGGUAGAGCUCAUCAGUCAGGUUGUGCGGCAGAUCAAGCAGAUCGAGCUGGCCGUGCUACAACCAGUUUUCCGCGAAAAGCUGGCCACAGCCAGGGACGAGGAGCUGAUGCGGCUGGCGAAAGUUGGAAAAUUCAACGCAGCCAUGGUUUUCACUACAGACAUUCGCGUUCCUCAGGGCGGUGCGUUGACAAGCAAUGUCAUUUUCCCGGCGCUCGCAUCCUUCUUCACCAUCACGAGGUCUCUGGCAAUGUUUCCUACCAUCAGCAUGCGCUAUCAGGCUUGCCAGGUCUCCUUUGACCGCGUGCGACACUUCCUAUCUACAGAUGAGGCGGACGGCGGCAAGGCUCGGGACCAGUUUCAAUCCCAGGUUGAGCGUGAAUCCCAUACUGAGUCUCGACUAGGCAGGGUUUCUAUUGGAUCGUAA
Messenger RNA from Colletotrichum karsti, 912 nucleotides. RefSeq lists its product as uncharacterized. Gene Ontology annotation, biological process: proteolysis; transmembrane transport. NCBI's taxonomy places the organism in Eukaryota, Fungi, Ascomycota, Sordariomycetes, Glomerellales, Glomerellaceae. The coding region runs from base 1 to 912 and encodes 303 amino acids. Gene Ontology annotation, cellular component: membrane. The record is from RefSeq and is a predicted model, not a curated record. The transcript is spliced from 4 exons. Gene Ontology annotation, molecular function: ATPase-coupled transmembrane transporter activity; ATP binding; serine-type carboxypeptidase activity.